This is a messenger RNA of Effrenium voratum, 2394 nucleotides long. The record is from the annotation of a GenBank genome assembly. Lineage: Eukaryota; Dinophyceae; Suessiales; Symbiodiniaceae.
AGUCUCGGCUCCAAGGGCAGGCGCCCAUCGGCGCGACACUCGGCCGGCCGCAGCGAAGUCGGCGGCCGAGUGAAGGCGGCUGAAGGCGGCAGGCGGCUGAAGGAUGUCCAGCGAGACGCUGAGCAACCUAAAGCGCCAAAGUUCACGGGUGGAGACCCUAGGCGCCUCGCUGAGAGAGUACAACAAGAAGAAGUUCGAGAGAAGCGGGUCGAAGAAGCGGAAGCCGAAGCUCCGAGAACUCGACAGCCCAGGAACAAUUGAAGGAGAAGAUCACUUCGGUGAGCACAAAGUUGUCGACGCAGCCCUUGGCCGAUGUCGUUGCUUCAAAAAAUCCCAGGGAGGAGACAUGGGCGCCGCAUCCGUGACUCUGGCAACAGAUGUGGAAGACCUGAAGCAGCACGUGCGACAGCGCUUGAACAAGACCACCUACUCCGUGAAGGACCUCUACAAGUCAGAAGGAUUCUGCCAGUGGAUUGCGAGAAGCAACUACUUCGAGAACUUUACGCUCUUCGUGAUCGCUGUGAACUCCCUGUGGAUAUGGAUCGACACCGACAACAACACAGCGUCGCUGAUCACCGAGGCCGCGGUGGAGUUCCAAAUCGCGGAGAACAUCUUCUGCGCCUUCUUCACCUUCGAGUGGUUGGUUCGACUGUUCGCAUUUCGGCGGAAGAUGACGGCGAUCACGGACUCCUGGUUCGUCUUCGACACGCUGCUCGUCUCACUCAUGAUAGUUGAGACCUGGUUCACGCCCUUGGUCAUGAGCGUCUUGCAACUCUCGAGCGAGGGCAUGGGUGACGCCACCAUCCUCCGCCUGGUGCGGUUGCUGAGAUUGGCCCGGAUGACGCGGGUGGCGAAGCUGCUGCGCGCCUUCCCCGAGGUGCUGAUCAUGAUCAAAGGCAUCAGCGCGGCAGCUCGCUCCGUGUUUUUCACCAUCUUCCUGCUGAUCUUAGUCUUGUACAUCUUUGGCAUUGCCUUCAAGCAAAUCUGUGAUGGUCUUCCCAUCGGCCGGGCCUCCUUCAGCACUGUGCCAGAGUCCAUGCUCACACUGCUCAUCCAUGGGGUGUUUAUGGAUGACAUGGCUGAGUUGGUGGCCCUUAUCCGUACUGACAGCUCCGUGGCCUUUGGAACGUUUAUCAUUUUCGUCCUCAUCGCCUCCAUCACCUUGAUGAAUAUGCUCAUUGGCGUGCUCUGCGAGGUGGUGUCCAUGGUGGGCCAAUCCGAGCGCGAGGAGCUCCUGGUGGAGUUUGUGAAGCGGGAGCUGCUGGACAUCAUCAUCGAGGCCGACGAGGAUGGCGAUGGCUUGAUGUCGCAUGCCGAGUUCCUGAAGAUUUUAGAGAGCCCGGAGGGCUUGCGCGCGCUGGAGACGGUGGGUGUUGAUCCCGUCGGGCUCAUCGACUAUGCAGACACCAUCUUUGCCAAGGAUGAUGGCGAUGGAUCGGAGGACACAGUGCUGUUCUCCCAUUUCAUGAACGAGAUCUUGCAGUUGAGAGGCUCCAACACUGCUACGGUCAAGGACCUGAUCAACAUGCGCAAGGUGGUAGAGAAGUCCAACAAGGAUGUGCGAAAAGACUUGGAGCGGUUAAACACCCAGUUGCUGCACCUGGAGGAAGCUGUGAAGGAGACGAGCGAGGGCCAGGACGACCCGAAAGCUAUCCUCCGAGCCUUAAACCACGGCACCAACGGCGUGGCGAAGCCACAGCCGAUGCCGCAGAUGCCGCAGAUGCAAUCGUCUGCGGGCGUCGCGACCUCGCGGGAUCUGUCGCCGGUGCCGCUGCGGGCGCACAUGCAAAGCAGCUUCCGCAAGACGGGGCAGAUUCUGCCCAACGUGCCCUUCGAAGAAGGGGCGGGCAGCAAAAGUGUGCCGAACCUGGAAGCGAGUUUGUCCCAGAAGCUGCAGGAAAUGCAGGACAUCCUCAACGAGCUGAUGUCAGGUCCACACAUAGGCGCCUCGGCGGCUCCGGCGGUUCGGAGGCUUCGGGACGAGAGCUCGGAGAGCCCGGUCCCACAGAAGCUUCGACAUGCAGCUCACGUAGGCGCGCCCCAAGGCGCGCCCCAAGGCGAAGGUGAUAGCGCCCUGCAGCGAUUGCAGGAGCGGCACCGGCGCGACUCCUCGCGCACCCGCUACGCGCUGCGGGUCUACGGCAGGCCCGCGGAGGUGGUGGAUGAAUUCCCACGGGGCCGAGUACAAGCGAGAUUUAUGCGGCGGCCCUCACGAAGUCCUGGCUCGUAAAGCGAGCCAAGUGACACGUUGGCCCGUUGCCCCGCGCGUCCGGCGCGCCGUUGGCCCCGCGCGUCUCACUUUGGCGUUUGCGGGUCGAAGACCCGAGCAGUCAAGCACAUCGAGCAUCUGAUUGGGAGGCUCGUGAUCGGACAGGCGAAUCUGACCCCCUCCCA